Messenger RNA from Rhineura floridana, 5103 nucleotides. RefSeq names its product zinc finger protein 420-like. The coding region runs from base 1866 to 3497 and encodes 543 amino acids. The transcript has 3 exons. Lineage: Eukaryota; Metazoa; Chordata; Lepidosauria; Squamata; Rhineuridae. The record is from RefSeq and is a predicted model, not a curated record. Gene Ontology annotation, cellular component: nucleus.
AUGGAACUCUAAGGGUUAAUGGGCCAAGCGGGUGAUGGUUCUUAGGCUCCGCGACACUUCCGGUCCCCAACCCAGAGCGGCAAUACGAAAGGGAGCAAAGAAAUAGAGGGUGGAGAGGGGAGGCUCCAAGAGGUCCGGCAGCAACGAAAGAGGCUCCUGCCUUUUGUUUCUUUAGUUUUGCACGAUGCUCCUGCCCGCUCACGGCAACCUUCGAAUGAGGGCCGGAAGUGCGCGAUGCAUUUUAUUUCUCCCUUUUCUGAAUCCGCGCUCAUUGCCCCUCCCUGUUCUGGCCUGGUCAGUUUCCUUCAGAAGGAGAUCAAAGGAGGGAAAAGAAGGGGAGGAAUAAGGGGCGCCCUUUCUGAAGAGCUUCAAGGCUUCUCCUUGCAACCCAACCCAAUCCAGUCUUAGGCAAAGCAGAGCCCGAACUCCACUCUCUCUCUUGCAUGGCUUUCCCGCAACCCCUGAACCUUCCGGCUGUCUCGGUGCAAAAGAAGCAUCCUCGCGGGGCUGGGUGGGCAGAGCGGCGGCACUUUCGGCUCUGAGGGUCGACCCCGCCCCGGGGGGUGCUGAGAGAGACCUCGCUGCCUGAAAUCUUAGAGAGCCGCUGCCAGUCAGGGCAGACAACGCUGACCUAGGUGGGCCAAGGGCCUGACUCGGUAAAAAGCAGGUUCCUACUUUUCAAGGUAGGGCAGAGCUCAGCUGGGCUUGUGGAGAGGAUUCGCUCCUUACCCCCGCCCCCCGCCUGACCAGGAAAUCUCCUUGGUAGCUGCCUGGUUGCCUGCCUCCCUAACUUGCCCAAAACGCAAUGCCCUGACUCGUAUGGAAUCAAUACAGUUUCUCGUUUUAUGUGCCACGGUAACUUCAAAUGGUGGAGGGGGGGGCACUGUUUACUUUUUGGCUGCUCAGGAGACUGAAAAGAGCUGAGGCCCCAUCUGCACUAAACAUUUCAAGCAGUAUCAGGUCCCUUUGAGCAAACAUCGCUCCCCCAAGACUCCAGAGAACUGUAGUUUGUGAAGAGAGUUGCCAGGAUACUCCUUCUCCCCUCCCAGAGCUACAAUUCCCAGAGCGGUUUAACAGCCAAUCCAUCUUCCCAGCACCCUUGACAAACUACAGUUCCCAGGAGUCUUCAGUGGGAAGCCACAACUGUGAAAGUGGGUAUAAUACUGCUUUAAAAGCAGACAUUAAAAACAAGUCUGUCUCUGUGUGUACAUAGUUUUUAAAUUGCUGGUUGCCUAUAAUACCAGCAAUUUUCAAACAAACAAUAUAAUUAUCUCUUAAAAGUUGUAUGUUAAAAAUCAGAUGCCUGGGUAGGCUUGGUGAAAUUAAAAAAAAUGCCAGCAUAAAAAAAAAGCUGGGGAAGGCCUCUAAUAUUAAUGGGUCUACUUGGAGUAAGCCACACUGAGUGAAAUGGUACUUCCUCCCAGGUAAGUGUGUAUAAGGGUUCGGCCCCACUGUGUGUGGGUGUGAAGGAUAAAUGUCUGCCCACCUCCUUUGUCUCCCUCUCAGGCAGUGGGAAGGCAUCACUGGCGCAUUCCUGAUCAUCCCCUCUUUGGGAUGGAGGAGAAAAAGCAGCUAUCAAGCAGCCGCAUGCUGGGUCAACAUCUUCAUCGAGCUAUCCACGACAACCCAAAGGUCUCCUUCCUGAUCAGUCACCGCAAGUUCCCAUGCCUGGGUACUGACAGCUGAGGGUGGACCAUCAGAAGUAUCAUCUGCCAAAGUUGAGGAGCAGGAAAAGAAACAGAAAUUGAGGAGUCAAGAUGGUGGUGAGAGACAAGAGGGAAGAAAACACCAAAGCUGGGAAAUGAAUUCAGAGUUUCUCAGGGGGUGAAUAAAAACUUCACCAGAAAACUUGUCACCUAAAGGAAAUGAGAAUGUCUCCUGAAUGCAGUAAAAUCUUCAGAGUCGGCAACAGGUCAAAUUGUACCGUAUGUAAGAGAGUUCACACAGGAGAGAAAGCAUAUGAAUGCCUGGCGUGUUCAAAGAGUUUCAGUCAUCAUCACCAUCUUACUUUGCAUCAAAGUUGUUUGGAGUGUGGAAAGAGCUUCAGUGAGAAUGGCACUCCUACUAAGCAUCAAAGAACCCAUACGGGGGUUAAACCUUAUAAAUGCUUUGAGUGUGGAAAGAACUUCAGUCACAGUUCCUCUCUUACUAGACAUCAAAAAACUCAUACAGGGCUUAAACCUUAUAAAUGCUUGGACUGUGGAAAGAGCUUCAGUGAGAGUAGCGACCUUAUUAAACAUCAGAGAACUCAUAUAGGGGUCAAACCGUAUAAAUGUUUGGAGUGUGGGAAGAGUUUCAGUGAGAGUAGCGGCCUUACUAAACAUCGAAGAACUCAUACAGGGGUUAAACCUUAUAAAUGCUUGGAGUGUGGAAAGAGCUUCAGCCAGAGUGGUACCCUUAGUAAACAUCAAAGAACUCAUACAGUCGACAAACUUUAUGAAUGCUUGGAGUAUGGAAAGAGCUUCAGUGAGAGUAGCACCCUUACUAGACAUCAAAGAACUCAUAUAGGGAUCAAACCUUAUAAAUGCUGGGAGUGUGGAAAGAGCUUCAGUGAGAGAAGCAACCUUACUAGACAUCAAAGAACUCAUACAGGGGACAAACCUUAUCAAUGCUUGGAGUGUGGAAAGAGCUUCAUUGAGAGCAGCUACCUUACGAAACAUCAAAGAACUCAUACAGGGGACAAACCUUAUCAAUGCUUGGAGUGUGGAAAGAGCUUCAAUGACAGUAGCCCCCUUAUGAGACAUCAAAGGACUCAUACAGGGGAGAAACCUUAUAAAUGCUUGGAGUGUGGAAAGAGCUUCAGACAGCAUUGCCACCUUACUUCACAUCAAAGAACUCAUACGGGGGUCAAACCUUAUCAAUGCUUGGAAUGUGGAAAGAGCUUCAGUGAGAAUGGCACUCUUACUAAGCAUCAAAGAACUCAUACAGGUGACAAACCUUAUCAAUGCUUGGAAUGUGGAAAGAGCUUCAGUGAGAAUGGCACUCUUACUAAGCAUCAAAGAACCCAUACAGGGGUUAAACCUUAUAAAUGCUUUGGGUGUGGAAAGAACUUCAGUCACAGUUCCUCCCUUACUAGACAUCAAAAGACUCAUACAGGGCUUAAACCUUAUGAAUGCUUGGAGUGUGUAAAGAGAUUCAGUCAGAGUAGCGACCUUACUAAACAUCAGAGAACCCAUAUAGGGGUCAAACCGUAUAAAUGCUUCGAGUGUGGAAAGACCUUCAGUGAGAGUAGCAGCCUUACUAAACAUCAAAGAACCCAUACAGGGGUUAAACCUUAUAAAUGCUUGGAGUGUGGAAAGAGCUUCAGCCAAAGUGGCACCCUUAGUAAACAUCAAAGAACUCAUACAGUCGACAAACUUUAUAAAUGCUUGCAAUGUGGGAAGAGCUUCAGUCACAGUAGCUCCCUUAUUUCGCAUCAAAGAAAUACAGGAGACAAACCUUAUCAAUGCUUGGAGUGUGGAAAGACCUUCAGGGAGAGGAGCAACCUUACUAGAUAGCAAAGAACUGAUACAGGGGUUAAUAAAAAUGUAAAUGUACUGUCCAAGUCGAUUCCGACUUAUGGUGACCCUAUGUUUUCAUGAGGCUGAGAGGCAGUGACUGGCCCAAGGUCACCCAGUGAGCUUCAUGGCUAUGUGGGGAUUUGAAUCCUGGUCUCCCAGGUCGUAGUCCAACACCUUAACCACUACACCACACUGGCUUAUACAGGGGUUAAACCUUAUAAAUGCUUGGAAAGAGCUUCAGUGAGAGUUGCACCGUUACUAAACAUCAAGUAACUCAUAUAGGCAGCGGCGUCACUAGCAGGAGUGCGGGGGGGUGUGGACCUCCGGUGUGCGCCCUCCCAGGGGCAUGGACGAGGUGGCUGGGCUUGCGUGCAUGCGCACUCGAGGCCAGCCACCCCGUCCAUGUCCCUGGGAGGGCGCGUGCCGGAGGGGCACCCAGCCAGAGAAGGCCUGGGAACACCGGCGUGCCUCCCUCGCCCCGCCGACGCUGCUCCUGGUCUUGUCUGCCUGCCUGCCCGCCUCCGAGGAGGAGUUGGAGCAGCCUUGCCGGGCAACGGCGCUGGGCGGGGUGGCUCUGGGUGUCACCCCCCUCAUGGUGACACCCGGGUGCGGGCUGCACCCUUUGCACCCUGGUAGUGACGCCCCUGCAUAUAGGGGUCAAACCUUAUCAUUGCUUGGAGUGUGGAAAGAGCUUCAGUCAGAGCUGCAACCUUAUUUCAUAUCAAAUAAUUCAUACAGGUGACAAAAUCUACAAAUCUUUAGAGUGUGGAAAGAAGUUCACUCAGCAUUGCCAUCUUACGUUGUAUCAAAGAACUCAUACAGGGGACUAGUCUUACAAAAACUUGGAAUGUGGAAGGAGCUUUGAGCAUAGUUCUAGGCUAUCUGUACAUGAAGAUGCAUACGGGGAGAGGUCUUAGAAAUGUCUGGAAUGUGGAAAAAGUUUCAUUCAAAGUAGAAUCCUGACUUGGCCUCACAGAACUUAUUCGUGGGAUAAAUCAUUGGAGUGUUUAGCUUUUAUUGGAGUAGUGCCCUUACUUUACAUCAAAGAAUUCACAGGAGGAAACAGCUUUAAUCAGCUUGCCAUUCUUCAUUCACAUAAAAGGAUCCUAAUACGGAGAAAUCUGAAAAAGCUAAGAGAAUGGAAAGAACUUCUGUCAUAGAUGCUAUGUUAGAUACUCAUCAAAAUUCAUUAUGAGAGAGAUAAUAGUUACUCUCAGACUUGUUAGCAACAUUUGCCAUUCAUCAGGGAUUAUGGCAGGGAUAUUCCAGCAACAUCUGGAGGGCUAGAGGGUCCCAAUCCCUGUUAUAAUUGAUGGAUAUGUACAUGCUUAAUUGACGUAAAAACAUUUUUGGUUUCCAAUGUGUAAGAAAAAGUAUUCUGGAUAUUUAAUAGUUCUUUUAAUGUUUUUUGGGGAAAGGAAACAUUUUGGUUCUGUUUGUCAUCCAGUCUGGGCUGAUUAUGUUUUAACUGCUUUCUGCUAUUUUUGCUGUUUAAAAACAUACAUAAUAAACCUCACAACCUACUGACAGUGUAGAAGGUGCAUAAAUUUUCCAGACUGUGUCCUCACUGGGGUGUUAAUGUAUAGGUGGGUCACUGUUUCUG